AUGUUCAAAGCCAUUUCAUCUGCAUCGUCAAUUUGUCCAAGGGCUGCAUUAAUCUUUCAAGCUAAUUACGUCCCGCUUCUAUUUGGUAUUCCAAGAUACUACUCUCAGAGAACUACUUUUACCAAUGUCACUGGUACCACCAAGAACUAUUAUUCUGCCACUUCUAAAGCCAAGUCAGUUUUGAAUGAUUUAAACAAAAAAACAGGUAAAGCUGCUGCUCAUGCAAUAGAAAAGGCUGAAGAAGUUACCAAUACUUUAAAGCACAACCCAGGAAAAAUUGUUGAUAAAUUAACUGGUAAAGUCAAAGAGCAAAGUAAUGAACUGCAAGCAAAAGGUAAGGAGACUGCUGAAGAUUUGAAGAAAAGGGGAGAAUCCAAAUUAGAAGAUCUACAAGACAAAGGUGAACAACUCAAACAAAGGGCAAAAAAUAAUUUGAAUUAA
Messenger RNA from Saccharomycodes ludwigii, 441 nucleotides. RefSeq lists its product as uncharacterized. NCBI's taxonomy places the organism in Eukaryota, Fungi, Ascomycota, Saccharomycetes, Saccharomycodales, Saccharomycodaceae. Bases 1 to 441 code for a protein of 146 amino acids. The transcript has a single exon. The record is from RefSeq and is a predicted model, not a curated record.